AUGAACUCGGCUGCCCUUUACUCAGCCAAACUCAUCGCAGAGUUUGAAAAGCAGGACCUGGAACAACAGGAGCCUAUCCCGAAAUAUCCAUCCGACCAUCCUUUCGGUGCCGACAGACCGGGGCCUUUUGGCGGCGCAGCAGCCGAUCAUCAACUUGACCACCGUAGUGGCGCUCGACUGGACGGCGACACUUUUGGCUCGGGCAGCGGGAUGAGCAACUUUGCAGAUUGGGAUGCCGGGUAUCCCGGCGGUGCGCCUGCCAAUGGCACAGCCGCGCAAUCCACAGAGCUCGUUGCACAUGGCGCAGAGGCCGGCCCUUCGAGCGCCGCCUAUCACCCUCGUGCGCUGACCAAUUACGACUACCCGGGAGGGUGGGGAGCUCAGACCUUCAGCGGCGUCGGCGGAUUGACCCAGGACAGCGCUUCGCGUAUCGCCACUCUCCAAGCCAAGCUCAAUCAGAGGCUCGGUCCCGAAUACCUCUCGCAACGACCUGGGCCAGGCGGCGGCAAGAAGCUCACCUACAUUGAAGGCUGGAAGCUCGUUGACCUGGCCAACGAAGUCUUCGGCUUCAACGGCUGGUCUACCACCAUCGUGCGCCUCGAGGUCGACUAUCUCGACUGCUCGCCCGACGGUACUCGCUUCAAUGCCGGCGUCAGCUGCAUCGUACGAGUUUCGUUGCGAGAUGGUGCUUUUCACGAGGAUGUUGGCUACGGCAGCGCCGAUAACGCGAAACAGAAGCAUGCAGCGCUUGAAAAGGGAAAGAAAGAGGCCGUCACCGAUGCCACAAAACGAGCGCUCAAGAACUUUGGCAAGCUGCUCGGCAAUUGCACUUACGAUCACCAGUACUCGGCCAAUGCGCUCAAGGUGAGCAAUCCCCCGCCCAAGUUUGAUGCUUCCGAGCUGCAUCGUAGACCAGAGCUGCGUCCUGCCCAAGCACCAGCCCCGCAGCCUCCGCCGUCGGUCCAACCAGCAACAGCACCCCCAUCGGCAGCACGAGCGCAACCACCACCGCCAAACAACGUAUCAGCUAGACCACCACCCCCGCAGCCUGCGCAAAGAGCAGCUCCGCCCGCACCCCGAGGCAACGAAACGGCCGCGCACGUACCAGGACGAGCACCAGCAGCACCGGCUGCAACGUCGUUGCAACAGCAAGUGCCAGCAAAUGGCGUUUCAGCGGCCACUCGAGCUGUCAACGGCAACGGCGCUGUCCGCAGCGAGCACCACAGUCCUGCCGAACGAAGCGACGAAACGAAAGACGAAGUGUCCGAGAGGCAGCAACGGUCUAUGCUCGCUCGGCAGGCAUAUCUCGAGCGUCAGCAAGCCGAAGCGCGCAAAGCGGGGUCAGCAGAGACGCAUCAGGUCGUCACAGCUGCCAAUGGCGCACGCCGGCACGCAGCCGAGUCGGAAUUUGGCUCUGACUCGUUCGAUGAGCAACUGACGGACGCGCUCGCCGGCUACGACGAGACCUCGAUGGGCGAUGCGGAAGCAGCCUCGCACGCGCUCGAGAUGGAGAUCGACGAGGCGCAGCGUCGAAGCGGCUCCAACGAUCACGACGAUAGCACCCUCCUGCAUCCGAAUCACAAUGGCGCGGAUGACAGCGGAGUCGCCUUUAUGAGCGGCGAGGAAUCGAUUUUGGUCAAACAAGAGAAAGUCAAAGCACUUGAGAUGCGUCGAUCCACCAGCCCGGUGAAGCAGGUCAAGACGGAAGCAGCUGUGCCGCGUCGAGCCGGGAGCGUGGGGCGGUUCAUCUCCCCGCCGCCUCCGCAAGGUCCAUCGGCUGCUCAGGCUGGUGCGCCUACAGCGACCCUCGUCAACGGAGUUGUCGCGAGAGGCUACACGAGCGGUGCCAAUCUGAUGCGCAACGGCACGACGUCGUUGUCAGCAGCCUCGAUGGGCGCGGGAGUGUCGCGCAAUCCAGCUCCUCGACGAAUGUACUCGACGACAUUGAGCGGAAUCGCAGGCGCCGAGGCGGCGGCGGGUAGCAACAUUGUGGCCGGAAGGGCGACGGGCGAGCCUGUCAAUCACGCCUACGUUCCAGGCGAUGCAAGAGGUGUCAAGCGACCCAGCGAUGCUCUUGCUGCGGCCGACAACGGCCGACCUAUGCCACGGCAGCCAGCAGCAGCAGUCAAUGGCAACGCGCGACAAGCAUGA
Messenger RNA from Kalmanozyma brasiliensis GHG001, 2151 nucleotides. Its product is annotated as Rad52/22 double-strand break repair protein. The coding region runs from base 1 to 2151 and encodes 716 amino acids. The transcript has a single exon. The record is from RefSeq and is a predicted model, not a curated record. NCBI's taxonomy places the organism in Eukaryota, Fungi, Basidiomycota, Ustilaginomycetes, Ustilaginales. Gene Ontology annotation, cellular component: nucleus. Gene Ontology annotation, biological process: mitotic recombination; double-strand break repair via homologous recombination; double-strand break repair via single-strand annealing.